AUGGCCUUACGUGCGAAGACAAAGUUGGGCUUCAUUGAUGGAAGCAUCAAGAGAUCGACAUCACAUAAGGUAGAUUACCUGAAUUGGGAGAAGGCAGACUCGAUGGUGAUGGCUUGCAUCAUCAACUCCGCCAAUCCGAACCUACAUGGGAGUAUCUCACGUGCCGCCACCGCAAGAGACGUAUGGCUUGAUCUUGAAGAACGCUUUGCACAAACCAAUGCACCUCGUAUUCAUCAACUAUGGUGUUCAUUGUGCUUGAUGGAACAAGAACCAUACACUAGCGUUAUAGAAUUUUACACCAAGUUCAAGACUCUUAUUGAUGAACUAAAUGAACAACAGCCAUUACCAGAAUGCACUUGUAGAGCUUCUAAGGAACUUAGCCAAAGGGAAGAGGAUCAUCGUGUUCACUUAUUUCUUGGAAGUCUUGACAAUGAGCGGUUUGCUCAUGUUAAAGCCACCAUCAUUAACACAGAUACUUUACCCUCACUUCGGCGCACCUUUAAUUUUAUUUUGAGGGAAAAAACGCGAUUCACAGCAGAAAAAGAAAGGAAUAACAAAGUUGAGUCGGGAUCAGCGUUCUACUCAUUCCGCACCAGCAAGCAGAAAGGGCGAGAUGGGUCCAAGCUAAAGUGUGAUCACUGCGGCAAGGUUGGGCACACCAAGUCAAAGUGCUUCGAACUAGUUGGAUACCCAUGUUGA
Cajanus cajan (pigeon pea) is the source of this 699-nucleotide messenger RNA. RefSeq lists its product as uncharacterized. Lineage: Eukaryota; Viridiplantae; Streptophyta; Magnoliopsida; Fabales; Fabaceae. The record is from RefSeq and is a predicted model, not a curated record. Gene Ontology annotation, molecular function: zinc ion binding; nucleic acid binding.